UGGAGGGGGUUGCGAUGACUAUGUUUGAUUCCAAUCUAACAUAUGAUUUAAAUCUUAUGCAGUGGACCGGUGAUGAAGCUUUAUCUAUGGGACAAGGCCGCAUCUGACUUCUGCGAGAAAUUCAAAUCUUAUGGAAGCACUCCACGCGUUCUGUUGGUCACCACAGUAAACCCUAAACAUCUUGGAGGAACCCUUGCUCUCACUUCGAUGGUAUCAUCUCGAGUGUUUAUGGAUAACGAUGUCCAGCCUAGCAGGGAUUAUCUUGGAUGGCUGAGCUCCAACUCAGAUCUUGCUAAUAAGAUUAAUGCUGAGGUUGUUACUAAGCCCGAGACAGCGACUCUAGAGGAACUUUUCGCCUACAUCAAGCAAGAGACUGCUAAGGUACAGUAGUUGUUCUGUAUUCAUAUUCAUUGUGUUAUGCUUGUGAAUUAAUAGAGUUUGUAUUAUUUUCACAAUGAUAGGUUGCUUGGUUUGAAUGCACAGCGACUAUAGAUGAUGUUCUUUGGGGUUUUGCUUGGUAUUAUAUCUCAUGCGGUGGGUGUAAUAGUAAGGCAGUGAAAGGGCCUAACUCUCUGAUUUGUAACAACAAGAAAUGUGGGAAAAGUUACGUUACGGGCGUUGCUCAGUAAGUGUCGUAUACAUAGUUUCAUUUAGUUUUUUUUUCCACCACUAGAAGCUAAUCCCCUCUCAUGGCAGAUACCUCACGAGGAUUUCUGUUUACGAUAAGAGUGAGCAGGCAGUUUUUGUCAUUUUUGGUGAUGCUGGCAAGGAGCUGACUGGGAAGCAUGCAUCAGAAUUAGUUGCCAGUUACUUUGAGGUAAUUUCAAACCUAAGUUAUUUGAACUUGCGUAUAUUUUCUAGCCCUAUACAUAGCCUCAAGUUAUCUGAACUUGCAUAUAUUUUCUUGAACAUUAGGCUAAUGAGGGCGUAGAAGCUGAUCAUUGCGUGCCGGUACCGCAAGCUCUACUUGAUACAAUAGGGCACACUUAUAGAUUCAUUGUGAAAGUCUCAUAUCAUAAUUUGUCAAGGAAGACUCAAACCAUAACUGUCACAAAGAUACUUCCACCAGCAACUCCACAGCCUAUAGCGUCCUUGGAAGAACACGCUGUUCCAUCGACGUCUGAUGAUAUCCUGAAGACUGGAGGUGACAGAGUUAGGCAAGCAUCUGAGAGCCUUGAAUCAGCUGAAGCCAAGCGCUGCAAGAGUGGCUGAUAUAGCUUUGACAAUCCUAUUACGCAGUGAUUGCAUUUGCUGCAGUUUGAGUUUCGUUUUUAUGUUUACCUAAUUACUUUGCCUUCACUCCAAUUCUAUUUUCAGACUUUUUUUCAUUGGAGUCUUUCUGUUUCUUUGAAUACAGUUUCCCGUUAUAU
Messenger RNA from Brassica napus (rape), 1370 nucleotides. RefSeq lists its product as uncharacterized. The record is from RefSeq and is a predicted model, not a curated record. NCBI's taxonomy places the organism in Eukaryota, Viridiplantae, Streptophyta, Magnoliopsida, Brassicales, Brassicaceae. The transcript has 3 exons. Bases 73 to 390 code for a protein of 105 amino acids.